AUGACACCUGAGCAAAAGGCUCUUCUCUACGACUCUUACUAUCAGAAUCACCGCAUCCAAUGGUAUCUAGGCUACGUUUGGGCAUCGACGGUUGCAGCCAUCUUCACGUAUCGUAUUACCGUCACUGCACUGCGUUACGUUCGUACACUCGCGUGCCUGGAAAACGAAAAGCAACACUAUUUCGUCAAUCCUCAUUCUGGCUGGGCUGGUCUUAGGCGCCACAUCAUCGAUGCACCUCUGUUCCGUAGAAGACACAACCGAGAGUUCAAGCUCUCUGCUGCGGCUAGUAUGGGCACGCUACCAGGCAGGCUCCAAACCAUGUAUCUGAUCGGCUAUGUGGCAAUGAACAUUGCGUUCUGCGUUGUCAGCAUACACUGGAGUGGCGGCAACAUCGCUACCGAAAUCAGAAACCGCACAGGUGUCCUAUCAGUAAUGAACAUGCUUCCGCUGUUCUUGCUUGCUGGUCGUAACAAUCCACUCAUCAAGUUGCUCGACAUUUCAUUUGACACUUAUAAUCUCAUGCACCGCUGGAUCGGUCGUAUCGUGGUUCUCGAAGCUGUUGCCCACACUGCUGCAUGGAUGGCGAGCAAGAUCAUGGCUGCCCCUUCAUCAUCGGCUGGUUGGAACAUCAUUGGGAAGGCAAUGGCUAGCAGUCAACUUAUUCUGACUGGCACAAUUGCGACAUGCGCAUUCAUCACGCUCAUGCUCCACUCGCCUUCUGUUGUGCGUCAUGCGUUCUACGAGACCUUCCUCGGUGUUCAUAUCGUGUUGGCUGUCAUUUCCAUCGUCACUGUGUGGAUCCAUCUCAAGACACUCCCUCAGCAGAUCCUCAUCCUUGGGGUAAUCGUCAUUUGGAUCUUCGAACGUACUGCACGCGUCGCCAUCCUGAUCCGUCACAAUGUCGGUCAAGGCGGUACCAAGGCCGAAGUUGAGGCUCUUGCUGGAGAAGCCAUCAGAGUCACUCUCCGUAUGGCACGUCCUUGGAAGUUCCGCGCUGGUCAGCAUCUCUACCUUUAUCUGCCUUCUGUUGGUAUGUGGACUAGCCAUCCAUUCACCAUCGCUUGGAGCCAGGAGGAGCAAGAUCUUACUUCGGAGAAGUUACCAACCGAUACCCUCGACGUUUUGGCCAGACGCAAGACGACCAUGUCUCUUAUCAUUCGUCGCCGUACAGGUUUCACCGACUCGCUAUGGAAGAAGGCCGAGAGUGCUCCUGAUGGCAGAUUCUGGGCUAAUGCGCUUGUCGAGGGCCCUUAUGGAGCUGCUGAUUCUUAUGAGUCAUAUGGUCAUGUCAUGCUGUUCGCCGCGGGAGUUGGUAUUACUCACGCGGUACCACAUGCUCGUCAGCUCGUCGGCGGUUAUGCCAACAACACCUGUGCUACCCGCAAGGUUGUUCUUGUGUGGAUCCUCCAGAGUCCCGAGCAUCUUGAAUGGAUUCGUCCCUGGAUGACCGAGAUCUUGGCGAUGGAGAAGAGACGUGACUGUCUUCGUAUUCUUCUGUUCGUCACUCGACCUAAGAGCACCAAGGAGAUUCACUCUCCCAGUGCCUCAGUGCAGAUGUUCCCUGGUAAGCCAGACGUUGGCGCCCUAAUUUCUGCAGAGCAAUCGAAGCAAGUUGGCGCUAUGGCUGUCAGUGUCUGCGGUACAGGAGGUCUUGGUGACGAUGUCAGACGUGCCGUCAGAGAACGUUGCGAGAAGACAACGAUCGACUUCUACGAAGAGAGCUUCACCUGGUAG
Messenger RNA from Aureobasidium subglaciale EXF-2481, 1734 nucleotides. RefSeq lists its product as uncharacterized. Gene Ontology annotation, cellular component: plasma membrane. The transcript has 4 exons. The coding region runs from base 1 to 1734 and encodes 577 amino acids. Gene Ontology annotation, biological process: intracellular iron ion homeostasis; copper ion import; iron ion transport. The record is from RefSeq and is a predicted model, not a curated record. NCBI's taxonomy places the organism in Eukaryota, Fungi, Ascomycota, Dothideomycetes, Dothideales, Saccotheciaceae. Gene Ontology annotation, molecular function: ferric-chelate reductase activity.